AUGGUAAGCAUGGUUCUCCAUCCAGCUGUUCUUGAAUUGGGCCAACGCAUAUACUCUGCAAGAGCUGUGCGAUUCCGAUUUGGUCAUGCCAAGUCCCUGGAGGAUAUAGAGGGUGAUCUCAUGCAUCUGCCAUUACUACAACCUGUAGAUGACAAGUUCAUAUGGACAUACAUGUCAGUAGAGUUUCCAAUGGCUCAGGUGAGUUGUACCGUGGAAAAUUCCUUGCAGAAGUUCAAGCUGCCAGAACCUGUUCUUUACAUUGGUGGAUUUUUGCAGAUUGAGCUGUUGCGUGGGGUUCAGAGACAUGAUAUGAAUGGUUUAUUUUACAUAUGUGUGUCUCAUGUUCAAGUGGUGGGGCGAUCACUGUCCCCUACAAUUGGUAUUGAGAUUCUUGAACCGUCGGGGAAGUUUUCAUUGAAGUAUGACUCUGAGGCUUUUGAUCAUACCUUGAAAAGCUCUUCUGAUGGUGGUCCUCCAGUCUCUUCUGUUGAAUGGGACGAUGAGGACAAUGAAGUGGAUGAGGGAGUUAUUCUCUAG
Ilex paraguariensis (yerba mate) is the source of this 537-nucleotide messenger RNA. The record is from the annotation of a GenBank genome assembly. NCBI's taxonomy places the organism in Eukaryota, Viridiplantae, Streptophyta, Magnoliopsida, Aquifoliales, Aquifoliaceae.